Molecule: messenger RNA, 2082 nt
Organism: Danaus chrysippus (African queen)
Lineage: Eukaryota; Metazoa; Arthropoda; Insecta; Lepidoptera; Nymphalidae
Source: the annotation of a GenBank genome assembly
AUGGAAAAUAAACAGUCUCCAUCCAAGAAGAAACUGAAAUCGAUACAAGAGGAAAAAUUUAUACGUGAAGUUGAUUACGAUUCCUUUGCUGAGGGUUCCUCUCACCCACCUAAAAAACUGUUACUAGAAAUUUUUCAAAGAGGAUCACCUUAUGACAACUCAUCCCAAAAAGUGUUAGUUUCCAUAAAACCGAGAGCACCUGCAAUUAAAACUUUAUAUAUUGCCGAAAAAAGUAGAUUUCAAACAAAAAAGCAUAGUGAAAGAUCUGGUUCAAGGCUUGCCAUAGGAGAUCAUUCAUCGUAUACAACCCGUUUCAGCGAAGAUGAUUCAAAUACAGUUAACUCUAUAGUUUGGGGACCAACGGUAUAUGUGGAUUCUACAAAAAGUGAAAUAAUUACUAGCAAAAGUUCAAGUAGUUCUCUUCCAGCAGAGAGUUCUACACUACAGAAUUCAAAAUGUUCCAAUACAGAUAUUUCUUAUCAAAAUGUCGUAUAUAAUACCAAAAAGAGAUCAGCCGAAAAAUGUUACGUUUAUACUCAACCCCCUUUAAAUAUGUCACGCCCCAAUCACAGUAAAAAUACAAAAGAAUGCAAUUUAAACAAAGUUGACAUCGGCACCUUAGUUGUCACAAAUCCACCUGACGAUAUACCUCCUCACAAUAUUGUUAAUUUAAACAGACGAAUUGAACACUUAGAAAGAAAACUGCUGCGACAAGAAAUGGUUUUCCGGUCCCUAGAUCCCAGUAUUCCAUUGUCUUCGUCUGACGAAGAAUCUAAGAAUCAUAUAAUGAGAGUUAAUUCAAAUAACCCAAGUCCUGGAUGUAGCUACGUUGAAUAUAGCCACGUGCCCGAAACGUCGGCAUUCCAGCGUUACACUCAACAACCCGCUCCGUUAUCAGCAAGCAAAGCUACAACUAUACAAAAGGAGCAUAACUCAGAACAAUAUGGCCGCGAUUUCACAUUAUAUGAUGGUAUUACUGCACGAGGUAGACGACAAUGUGCAUCUGUGCCUUGUAAACGAGAUGCUGGGUCUAAGAUGGCCGCUGAAAGGGUACAUAAAAUAAGACAUAAACUAAAUCCUGUCCGAGAUUAUCGUCUAAUGGAUACUGUACAUUACUUGGCUCAAGGGGAGUUUGCUCCGCGAGAUGAUGGCAUUAAGUUAACGCCAUCCCGAGAAGCUGUGCUAAGUGAUAUUAUAUGGGAAGAUGUAUGCCGCACUCAUUGGCCUAAUGCACGCCUUGCUCGACGUAUGGGUCACUCUGAAAGAUAUGGACCAAGAUCCGAACUGCAGCGUUUAAUCGAUAGUUUACUAAGAGAACGUGUAGCUCACGUUGAACGCAGAAGACGACGACAUUACCGUAUAGUUAAAUUAAACCAUCGUCAUGAAAGUUGUCGACCUUUAGGUAAAACUGGUGAUAUAAUUGUAGCAAGUCACAAAAGCAGACAAAAUACAGACGAAAGAGAAGUGGCUCUCAGCGAUCAUAACGCUGUUAACGAGUUUAUUUCAGAGAGGCGACGUAAUGAGCGACAUUCUCAUAGACAGCACAGAAGCCAUGAUCGUCUAGUUUUUCCAGAAACAAGGAAUAGGAAGCAAUUUAAACAAGAUGAAUGCUCACCAGGCACGAGUUAUGCAGCAGACAAUUCCACGGGGAAUAGAGAACCGACUUGUUGCUAUCACGCAUGUGGCCCUAGCAAAACUCAGAGGAGUCCUUUGACGGAACCAAAUUACUCUGGAAAAAUUGACAGUGAACUGGCAAGAAACAGUAGCAAAGCCUCGGAGAAGGUUAGAAAUAAAAAUCCUCGCCUCGUAGUAAAGAAGAAUUCUUCACGAAAAAAAAGCUGUACUAAGGAGGAACCUAAUCUCGAGCACUAUAUUUUGUUACCAACACUCGUAGUAAAAUCUCCCUCGAACAUGCGUCGACAGAAAAAGUUUAACGAAUUAUAUCACCGCAUACUCAAUGUACAAUUAAAUCAAGAUCGUGAUAUCACAGAUACAAAACCCGAAGUAAAUCCACAAAAGAAAGACGUUGGUUUGAAUAUAAACAUCACACUUUCCAACAGUGAAGAGAAAAUUUCAAAGUAG